UCUACAAAUUUCUUUAGAGGAUUAAAAUAGAAUGAAUCAAGAAAGAUUACAUAAGCUUCCAAAAAGUGUUCAGCCAAUUAGCUACACACUGUUAUUGUUUCCUAAUAUUGAAAAUUUUAUUUUUCAUGGAGAAGAAACAAUUGAUAUUGAAGUAAAAGAAGCAACAAAACAAAUUGUUUUAAAUAGUGCUUUCAUAAACAUAUCUCAUGUGACUUUUUUUCUAGAUGACAGUGUUAUAUUAUGCAGUAAUAUUGAAUACGAUGUGGACCAAGAAAAAGUUACUCUGCAUUAUGAUCAAGAGUUGCCUUUAGGUUUUGCAAAGUUAAAUAUUGUAUUUGUUGGUGAACUAAAUGACAAAAUGAAAGGAUUUUAUCGAAGUAAAUAUGUAACAACAUGUGGCUAUGAAAAAUAUUGUGCAGUCACACAUUUUGAACCCACUGGUGCCCGUCAUGCAUUUCCUUGUUGGGAUGAACCAGAAAUAAAAGCUACAUUCCGAAUUUCUAUUGUUGCUUCUGAAAAAACUGUGCUAUCAAAUAUGGAUCUUUAUGAAAAGAAAGUCUACCAUAAUGACAGCUCAUUGCAUGUGUACUCUUUUAAUACAACACCAGUUAUGUCAACUUACUUAGUUGCUUUUGUUGUUGGUAAUUUUGAUUACAUUGAAGGAUUUGUUGAAGAUAUUCCAGUCCGAAUUUACACUCCUGUUGGAAAAUCAGAGCAAGGAAGUUUUGCUCUUGAGUUAACAAUAAAAUGCAUGGGUUUUUACAAUAAAUAUUUUGGAAUCAAAUAUCAUUUGCCAAAAAUUGAUUUAAUAGCACUACCAAAUUUCCCAAUCAGUGCAAUGGAAAACUGGGGCUUGGUAACCUAUCGUGAAAAUGCUUUGUUAUUUGAUUCAUUAGAAUCUUCAUUUUAUUGUAAAAUAAAUGUUUCACUAAUUGUUGCUCAUGAGCUUUCUCACAAUUGGUUUGGUAAUCUUGUUACAAUGAGGUGGUGGACUGAUUUGUGGUUAAAAGAAGGCUUUGCAACAUGGUGCCAGUAUUUGUGCAUUGAUCAUUGUUACCCAAACUUUAACAUUUGGGAAAAUUUUGUUUCGCAAACUUUAGUAAAAGCUCUACAGCUUGAUUCUUUAACAACUAGUCAUCCUAUCGAAGUUUAUGUUGAUCAUCCAUCACAAAUUGAUGAAAUAUUUGAUACAAUAUCGUAUUGUAAAGGUUCAACAGUUAUAAGAAUGCUUCAUGAUUAUCUUGGAGAAGAUAUUUUCCGAAACGGACUUUGUACUUUUUUGAAAACAUUUCAAUUUCAAAAUGCUGCAACAAAUGAUCUUUGGCAUCAUCUAGAAUUAGCAAGUUCUAUACCAGUUAAGCAGGUAAUGGAAUUAUGGACCAAAGAAAUGGGUUAUCCUGUUUUGGUUGUCACAAGUAAUCAUGUUGAAUCUCAAAGAACUGUAACAAUCACUCAAAAGAAAUUUUCAUCAAAUGGUUCUUUUGAUAGCAAGAAGUUAUGGUCUGUGCCAGUUGCAUUAAAAACAAGCAAAAAACAUUUUAUAAAAGUUCUUAUGAAUGAAGAAGAAAUUAUUCUAAACAUUGAUAAUAUGCUUGAUUGUGAUUGGGUAAAGAUAAACCCUGAAAUAAUAGGUUUUUAUAGAGUUAGUUACUCACAAGAAAUGAUGAUACAGCUUCAGUCAGCGAUUAAUCAGUUUUCUACUAUUGAUCGUCUUAAUUUUGUAAACGAUUUGUUUGCUCUUACCACUGUUGGUAUUUCAUCAACAUCAUGUUUUUUAGAAUUUUUGUCUAGUUAUAAAGAUGAAAUGAAUUAUGCAGUUUGGCGUGAUAUUACUUCAAGUAUUUCUAAAAUUUGUAUACUUCUUCAAAAUACCAAUUGUUAUAACAAUUUUCAACAAUUUGUUGCAGAACUUUAUAGACCUGUUGCCCAGAAACUUGGUUGGACAGCUGCUAAAAAUGAAGAUUAUUCACUCAGUAUGCUUCGAUGUCUUGUAUUAAAAAAGUUAGGAGAAGUUGGUGAUCCUGGAGUAAUAAAAAAAUCUAUGGAAAUGUUUGCUUCUCACGUUAAUGGUAUUCAGAAUAUUCCAGCGGAUUUGCGUGUUGCUGUUUACAGUACAGUUAUGAGUGUAGCAGAUGAACACAUUUUUCAACAAAUGAUAACUUUAUAUCAAAACACUGAACAUGUUGAGGAAAGAGAUAGAAUUCUUAGAUCUAUUGGGAAUUCAACAAAUCCUAAUUUAAUUUCAAAAGUAUUGGAGUUUGGUCUUUCUGAUGAAGUUCAAUCACAGAGUACCAAAUUCGUUUUACGUGGCUGCACAACGAGUUUAAUUGGACGAUGUUUAACCUGGAAUGUAGCAAAAAAAAAUUGGCAAGAGUUUCAAAGAAGAUACAGUGGUAUCAUGCUAUCAUCUAUAGUUAAGAUUUGCACAAAUAACUUUGCAACUGAAUCGGAGUAUGACAAUGUAAAGGAGUUUUUUCAAACAUAUCCUACGUCAUCUGCUGAAAGAGCUAUAAGUCAUUCUUUAGAAAGUAUCAAAUGUAAUAUAAAUUGGCUAGCAAGAGAAUGUAAGAAUAUUAACUCCUGGCUCGUCGAUUAUACUUCAAAGCAGAUCAGUAAUUAAAUUUAUUUUAGGAUUUAAAUAAAAAUAAAUUGACUUAA
Messenger RNA from Hydra vulgaris (swiftwater hydra), 2658 nucleotides. Its product is annotated as puromycin-sensitive aminopeptidase. The record is from RefSeq and is a predicted model, not a curated record. Gene Ontology annotation, biological process: peptide catabolic process; proteolysis. Gene Ontology annotation, cellular component: cytoplasm. Gene Ontology annotation, molecular function: metalloaminopeptidase activity; zinc ion binding; peptide binding. Lineage: Eukaryota; Metazoa; Cnidaria; Hydrozoa; Anthoathecata; Hydridae.